Anolis carolinensis (green anole) is the source of this 3668-nucleotide messenger RNA. RefSeq names its product pro-apoptotic WT1 regulator (gene pawr). The transcript has 7 exons. Bases 214 to 1110 code for a protein of 298 amino acids. The record is from RefSeq and is a predicted model, not a curated record. Gene Ontology annotation, biological process: positive regulation of apoptotic process; apoptotic process. Gene Ontology annotation, cellular component: cytoplasm. Lineage: Eukaryota; Metazoa; Chordata; Lepidosauria; Squamata; Anolidae.
CCGCCCCCUCGGGAGAAGGCAACUGGGGAAGAGAGAGCUCCGGGAGCUUCGCCGCUGAGUCUUCCGGGAAUUCCGCGCGUCUCACCUGGAGGAAGGAAGAGGAGAAGCGCAGCCCUCCACUUCGGCUUCAGGCCUCCCUUCUUCUUCCCUUCGGCGCCUCUCUCUUUCUCUCGAGCAGUGUGUGUGUACUCUUGGCGAGGCAAGCCGGGGAAGAUGGCCACCGGGGGCUACCGGGCCGCCUCCUCCACCCCGAACCCCACCUCCACCACCACGGACUUCUUGGAGGAGUGGAAAGCCAAGCGGGAGAAGAUGCGGGCCAAGCAGGCUCCCCCGCCGCCGGAGCCCAAAGCCCCGGGCGCCCCCGCCUCAGCCCCGGCUGCCGAGGUGAACAAUAACAGUGGAGCAGGCGGAGCGCCCCUAGAGCCCCCCGCGGGCAAAAGCGCGCCCCCCGAGGAGAAGGAGGAGAAGAAGGAGGAGGAGAAAGCCGCCAAAGGCAAGGGCCCCUCCGGUCCCAGCGCCCGCAAAGGGAAAGGGCAGAUCGAGAAGAGGAAGCUGCGGGAGAAGAGGCGCUCCACAGGUGUGGUCAACAUCCCCGCCACUGAGAGCUUGGAUGAAUAUGAUGAUGAUGAAGCAGGACAGAAGGAACGUAAAAGGGAAGAUGCAAUCACCCAGCAGAAUACAAUGCAGAAUGAGUCAGGCAGUGCCGACUCAAGUGCCUCAUACAUAUUACAGGACACCUCUAGGACAAUUUCAAACAGAUGUAAAAGCAUAACAAACGCAUCAGAUGAUGAUGUUUCUAGUAGAUAUUCACGGGCAGCAGACAGAACAGGAUAUAACAGAUAUAACAGAGAUACAAAUUCCUCUGGGAACAUCAUACCGAACAACUCUUUGGAAAAGAAGAUUGAAGAUCUUGAAAAGGAACUAGCAAAGGAGAGACAAGAAAACCUAAGGCUUGUAAGAAUAGCACAAGACAAAGAAGAGCUGAUUGGGAAGCUGAAGGAAGAAAUUGAUUUAUUAAACAGGGAUCUAGAUGAUAUAGAAGAUGAAAAUGAGCAAUUAAAGCAAGAAAAUAAGACACUCUUAAAAGUUGUUGGACAGCUGACAAGGUAGAAGAUAGAAGCCUCAAUGAGGAAUGAAGUAUGAAAACUACUGAUUGAAUGUUUAAAGAUCAAGGGGGUAGAAUAUUUCUUUCACUGCAGGAUGUCAACACAACUGACUUUGUAUUUAUUAUUGAGAGGGAGGGAGAAUAAUGAAUGUUUGACAUAAUGCUUUCUCCAUUUGGUGUAAUAAAAUCAAGCAUUAUACGUACUUCUAAACUCAUUCCCUUGCAUUGCCCAAGAUAACUAAUUCAGAUACUGACUUUCUGGAAAGCAACAUGUUCUUGAAUUUUCUAUGUGUUUUAGAUUAUAUGUAUAUAGCCCAGUUUUUUAAAAACUACCUGAUCACCAAGAUGACACUUUGUUCUGUAUGGAUACUACUUAUGGGGGUUGCUCCCCUUCCCUAAAUGAAAGGAAGUAAUAGGAGUAAACUUUGUUUACAUGAAUUCAAAUUAUAUAUUUUGGGAGAGAUUUGCUAUUUGUUUAACAGCUGUAAAGUGUGGGUGCCUUACUAUAGUACUGAUCUGAAAUAUUUUAGAAAUUGGUAAUUUCUUCUACAAAAAAUCUUGUAUUUUGUGAUUUAUUUUAUACUGUAUCUGAAAUAUUGACAAUAGUAGAUAGUAUUUUUCCCGUAUAGCUGCUCUUUGACAGACAGACAUUUUAUAAAAUAUCUGUAAAUCACAAUUCCUUUUCUCCACCAAUACUUGUCUGUGUAGUUUUUAGGAAAAUGCCCAUACUGCAGGUGAAUCACAAUGCUUUCUUGGUCCAUAGGAAAAAGUGGUUCUUUCCUAAAAGAGUAUUUUUUCUAUUUGCAAUAAGUGAAGGCCAGGUUUUGACAGGAUAAAAAUACAGCUGGCUCUCCACAUUUACAGGUUUAACUUUUGCAGAUUUGAUUAAUAUGUUCAGUCGUGUUGAAAGACAUAGAGAUUCCUAGACAGAACACGUCUAAGUAUAAUUCUAUUGUCAACCUCCAUUGGACAUUAACCAUAGAGUUGCAUUGGAGUACCUAGAGAUUCCCAAAGAGGUGUCUCACAUUUAAAAAGGUUUCUUUUUUUGAAAAAAAAACUUGUUCUUCUACUUUGGUUGCUGGAGGCUUGGGAGAGAGUCCCGUGCUUCUGAUCCCCAGGAAAGCGGAGGGCCUACUGUAAUGCUUUAUUGGACUCCAAACAAAAAGUCCUCCAGGUUUCUAUUUAAUGCUCAUUGAUAGGGAUACAAAAGAUAACGAGAGUUUAAUAAACCCAGGGGAAAGGCAAAAGAUGGCUAUUUUAGCUGUAUAGGUUUUUAAACCAAUGAGCAGUGAUUUGUUAGACGAAGACUAUUACGGUAUAUCUCAUCAGAGACUAUAUGAUAAUGGUACGUUAUUGUUUGCUCAGAAGAUUUCUCUAAUGUAGCAUCAAGCUAUAAUAAAUCAAGGAUGCCACAUUCAUUCUGUAAUAAUAUGAGCAUUUUUUCUAAAACGGAUGCAUCAGGACCUUGCUUGAUUCAUAAAAUGUGUUGAUGGCUAUAGUUUACAAAAGGGAAGUUUGUGAUUUUGGGGCCCUCUAAAAGUAUUAAAAGAAAAACUUCUAUUCUAGAAUAGCACUAAUGUUUGUUAAAAUAAAGUACACUGCAUGUUCUGUUCUGUUCUGUUACACAUCAACAUUUAUCUGUAUUGCCAUUUUAUGUGAUGAACAAUGGAAUAGUUAAACCACUGAAAGAAUUAAUGUAUUUCCAGAAUUCCAAGCCUUUUUUUACUUGAGUCAACUCUGUGGCCUUCAAGAAUAUGAAAUAUGCCCUCCUUAACCAGUUUGUGUUGAGCCUCAGCACCUGUGAUUUAGAACAGACACAAAAUGUAAAAAGCCUUUAGAAAGAAAUACCAAUUUCCAUGUCAACUUCAAGGAAAGGAUUAAGAGAGUACAGGGAACUGCUAUGCAGGCUAUUUCACCAUUGAAGAAAUCUCAGAAUAUCACCAUCACUCCUAAAACACUGUCUUCUUCCUGUGUUCUCAAAAGCAGGGGUAGAGUCUCUCAAUUGUCAAUAUUUACUAGUGCAACAUUUCUCUACUUGGUGCCCUCCAACUAUCAUAAUCUCCACCCAAUAUCCAAGUUAUUGCACACAUUGGGUUGAUGGAGGCUGAAAGCACCAUGAUAAGAAUAGCAUGUUACAGCACUGAUUCAGUCAUGUUCUUAACUAGCAUCCACUUUUCAAGGCAGUGGGCGAAGUGGUAUUUUCCAUCUUGCUGCCUGAAUAUUGGACCUGAGACUGUAUUCAUGCAGCCAUUGCCUUGCCCGUUUUUAGCCUACGAAGUGGCAUACUGUGGUAUUUCUUCAAGUUCAGGUUAGUUAUAACUAAUUUCAGUGGCAGCUAAAAGGCUACAUUUUUCCUAAUUUGGAAUGUUGACUAUUUCAUAAAUUGCACAUGUUUCGAUAGUUUGUACAAAUGAAUCAUUUCAAAAAAUGUACAUCAUUUCGGGUAUUUCCAAAUGGUACAGCAAGAUUUUUCCACAGAAAUGACAGAUUGAUUAUAAGGAUACCUUUAAACAUGCUUAUGGUUUAUAUGGACAAAAUAAAUAAAGAUUGUCAACUACCUUGA